AUGACAAGUACGCGGGAUGCUGCGCUUCAUCCAAGCGGAGCCGGGUGCGCGGUUUUACGCGCGGCUGCAGGUCCGAGCUCAACCAAAGACAAACCGAGCCUUCCCGAGUUUAUCCUCAUUGUGUCAGUGAUGUUGCUCGUCCCGGUGCAGUUGGCAUCAGCUCAUCCUCAGUGUCUGGACUUCGAGCCACCUUUCAAACCGCCGUGGCACCUGGAGUUUUGCACCCAGUACGAACAGUUUGGCUGCUGCGACCAGAAGACUGACAACAUGAUCGCGGAGAGAUACUGGGACAUUAUUGACCAGCUGGAGGUGGCGGGUUAUGAGCUCUGUGCAGAUAUGUUGAAGGAAGUGUUGUGUCAGGAGUGCUCGCCAUACGCCGCCCACCUCUAUGACGCUGAGGACCCGUACACACCUGUCAGAGAGCUACCCGGCCUUUGCUUUGGCUACUGCUCUGAGUUUCAUGGCAAAUGUGGCCACGUGGUUAAAUAUUUAACUGAGAACCAGCGGCUGCAGGACACCUCUGGGCGAGAUGUGUUCACGUUCUGCAGCAUGGUGGAUCUGUCCGACCAGGACUACUGCUACCCCAACGUUUUAAAGAGCCCUGACCUCAACAGCCACCUGGGACAGGUGGCGGAGGACCGCAAAGGGUGUCUCCAGCUGUGCCUGACAGAGGUGGCCAACAACCUCAGGAACCCUGUGUUGAUGCUACACAGCGGCGACGACACACAUCGCAUGUUCAUCGCAGAGCAGGUGGGCUUUGUGUGGGUUUACCUGCGUGACGGCAGCCGGCUGGAGCUGCCCUUCCUGGACUUGAGCGGGGAGGUGAUGACCACGCCCUGGCUGGGGGAUGAGAGGGGCUUCCUGGGCAUGGCCUUUCACCCCGAGUAUCGGGGCAACGGACGCUUCUUCAUCUACUACUCUAUCCAGGUCAACAGUAAGCUGGAGAAAAUCAGAGUCAGUGAGAUGAAGGUGUCUGCCCACGAUAUGAAUAUGGCUGAUCCUUACUCAGAGAGGGUCAUUCUAGAGAUCGAGGAGCCCGCUGCCAACCACAAUGGAGGACAGCUGCUGUUCGGUCUCGAUGGAUAUUUGUAUAUCUUCACCGGAGAUGGCGGAAAAGCCGGCGAUCCCUUUGGAAAAUAUGGCAACGCACAAAACAAGAGUGCUCUGUUGGGAAAAGUACUCCGCAUCGAUGUUGAUGGAAGUGACUCCAGUGGGAAGCAGUACAGGAUCCCCCCUGAUAACCCAUUCCUCGGUGACCCCGACGCCCGGCAAGAGGUGUACGCAUACGGAGUCAGAAACAUGUGGCGGUGCUCUGUGGACCGCGGAGACCUGGUCAGCCGCUAUGGCCGGGGAAGGAUAUUCUGUGGAGAUGUGGGUCAAAACCGCUACGAGGAAAUUGACAUUAUUGUGAAGGGAGGAAACUAUGGAUGGAGAGCCAAAGAGGGCUUUGAGUGCUAUGAUAUGAAACUGUGCCACAACUCCUCCUUGAAUGACAUCCUCCCUAUAUUUGCAUACAGCCAUCAUGUUGGGAAGUCUGUGACAGGGGGAUAUGUGUACCGAGGAUGUGAGUCACCCAAUCUGAACGGCCUGUACAUUUUUGGAGACUUUAUGACUGGUCGAAUCAUGGCGUUAGAGGAAGAUAAAUCAACAGGAAGCUGGAAGGAGAGGAGCGUAUGUAUGGGCGACAAAAAGACGUGCUCUUUUCCUGGACUCAUCAAUCAUCACCACAAGUUCAUCAUCUCGUUCGCUGAAGACGAAGCAGGGGAAUUAUAUUUUCUGGCCACGGCAUACCCCAGUACCAUGUCUCCUUUGGGAACGGUUUUCAAAUUCAUGGACCCCUCCAGGAGAGCUCCUCCGGGGAAGUGUAAGCAGAAGCCGCUGCCUGUCAAAGUGAGGGGCAAAAAGGUUCCUUUUGUGCCCAGGGAACCUCGCCACCAAACCACCGGUGACGAGAAGCAAGGCCAGACCUACUACGACGACUGCGGCCAGGGUGACGACGGCGACGACGACGACGAGUGCUGCUGUGAAACGGAUAACACUUGA
This is a messenger RNA of Morone saxatilis (striped sea-bass), 2043 nucleotides long. It is a transcript of the gene hhipl2, whose product is annotated as HHIP-like 2. Bases 1 to 2043 code for a protein of 680 amino acids. The transcript has 9 exons. The record is from RefSeq and is a predicted model, not a curated record. NCBI's taxonomy places the organism in Eukaryota, Metazoa, Chordata, Actinopteri, Moronidae.